UGGCGUUAUCUUGGCUGUCCGGGGGCAUCCUUUAUCCUUCAUGGACAGCUCUAAUCUUCCAAGAAGCAAAGUCCUUACUUCUUCCAGGGCCAGGCUGCCCUUUAGUUUGUUUUACUUAACCCUGAACAAUACCAAAGUCUCCAGUAAAAUUCCACUACCCCCUUACAUUACAGUGUAUAAUGCGAACUUAUAUCUAUCUAUCCAUCUAUACAAGUUAAUACACUUCCACACUACAAAGAUGGGUCGAUAUAAUAGUUAGGGAGGGGAGUUUUCCGAACAGAUGUCGUCUACUACGCCCGGCCUUGGGGGCAGCGUGAGUCUGGGUGCACGCACAAGCGACACGCACGUGUGGCACGCUACCGGCAAGGGCCGCGGCCGUGAAGGCAGCAGCCCCACGCUCGUGCCCGAGCACUGACCCACGCGCCGUGGGGCCGCCGGGGAGGGGAGCGUUCCGUGGACCGACCGCAGGCCGGGCAGCCCCGGCGCCCCGCAGCCCCCCGCCGGGCCGGGACAGGGGCAGGGGCAUCCCGGCCCCUCCCCGGCCGGCCCCGCUCGGGGCGGGGUCUCCCAACUUUCAGCGGCGGCCGCGGGGCCCGGCCCGCCGGCGGCAUGAGCCCUGCGGCGGGGCGGGGGGGCGGCAGCGCCGGGCAGGGCGAGCCCCCGCCGCCAUGCCCAAGGAGCGGCCGCUCUGGCGGGGCCCAGCCUUCCGCCUCUGCCUGCUCUCGGCCGCGCUCUUCCUCUGCCUCCAGCUGGGCAUGAGGCGAUCCUGGUGCGCGGAGGAGAAGCCCCGGGCUCCGGCGGCAGUGGCGGCGGGGCGGGCGCCUCCCCCGGCCCGCGGCACGGAACAGCACCCGGGCGCGGCGGUGGCGGGCAGGCGGCGGGUCACCUACGUGCGGAGCGGCCGGCGGGGGAGCGCCGCGCCCGGCUGCUGCCCCCUGCAGCCCCCAGCCGGCCGCCGCAGGAAGACUCUAAGAUGGCACAUCGAGCUACAACCAUGGGCAAGUCCAACUCCUUCCCUCAACUACGAGGCCUUGAGGUUCCUGAAGUACAUUAGCACUUCUCAGAUUUCAUGCAAAAACAUGAACCUGAACAGCCUGAGAGGGUACUCUGAAACCGCGAAGAAGCCCUGGUCAGUCUGUCUUGACGAGAGGUUUAGCCUCAUUCAUCGGAUCAGAAGCAAGCAAUGCCGUCUCUAUUCCCUUGGGCUGGGCAAUGAUGACAACCAGUUUGAGAUCAGCAUGGCCAACAGUGGAUGUGAGGUGCAUCGCUUUGACCCCAGCAUCAAGUCAGCACACAUUCAGGAGGGUCGGCACCUCUGGUAUCAUCGCUUGUCCAUUGACUGGAGGGAUCCCAAUCCGGCCAUUGCUGCUCAUAAACUUCACAGCAACACGAAGAAGCUGGGCACAAUAUUGAAUGAAUUCGGACAUCAGAAGAUUGAUGUCCUCAAGGCAGAUGUGGAGAGUGCUGAGUGGAAAAUUUUGGAAAACCUGAUCCUGGAAGAUGUUGUUGAGCAGAUAGGACAGCUGGUCUUUGAGGUGCACAUCCACUGGCCUGGGUUUGAGGUCAGCGGCAAUGACAGCACCGUGGUGCGGUACUGGUACAGUCUGCUCCGAGAACUGGAGCUGAAGGACUUCAGGCUUUUCCAUACCUACAAAGACUUAUCAAAACCACAGAUGUUUCUGAAAAAGGAAGCCUUCAACGCCAGUAGCUGUUACACACUGAGCUGGGUAAAUACAAGAUGGAAAUAGCAGAAAGGAAUUUAUGAUGCAUGACUGCGAGCCAUCUGGCCUUGUAGCGUUAUUGAAGAGGACUUUGGUGUCACUGGCUGAAGUUGCUAAAUAUGCACACAGUGACUGGUAGUAAAACGGACUGGCUUUUAUUUUUGUAUGUUGUCAAAAGAACUGGCACUAGGAGAAGAUACAUGGUGCAAAUGUAUAUAGCAGUGUAUUUGCCAGUGGGUACACUGUCCCAGAAGACAGAGGUUUCUGUAAAGGUUUGUCUGGGGCAGAUAACAGCGCGGCUUUCCCAGGCUGCCCCGAGCCUGUGCAUGCCGGCACAGAGGGCAUCGCUCCGGGGCUGCCCCAGGAAGCUCUGCUCACUGAGCUGUGCCGGCCCUCAGGCAGGAGAGCACUCGUGAGCAAGUGCUUUUCUCAGGAAGGGUCAGGUGUAACUUCUCUGUAAAGCAAUGGCCUUUGAUUUGCACCUUCUUUACUUUGGCCUUGUUUCCUAUGGAAGAAAUUUUAGGCAAGAACAGCAUGUUCUUCAACCCACUGGCAAAUUGCAGCUGAAUUUGCCAAAGGCAGAAAUCGCCACCAAACGAAAUCCCUACCUGUUUCAUUGAGCAGCUUCUGAGUGCUCUGACUCUGGCUCUAUAAGGCAGUCUGGCUGCGGGAGGUGAGUUCAGCGCUUCGUACACGCGAGAUGGUGGGACAGAGACUUGGCUGCAGGAAAAGCUGCCACCAGCGCUCUGCUUCCUCACCUCCAGAGGCUUCAGCCACAGAAGACAGGGCUUCCCUAGUUCAUCUGCUCAAAGAAUGGCUUGUUUUAAACUACUCUUGCAAUGGCCGUAGCAAAUGGUUUUUCAUCUAGUGAGAUACUUAUUUAAAAGAGCUGAAAGUGAAACCUGGUCUUUUUUGUUCGUUUGUUUUGGAUUUUCGUUGCAUGUUUCGCUGUGUGCCUUCUCCAGCGCUGUGCCUGGGUGCCUGCUACCUCCUCAGCACCUCCCUGGCAUGGUCGCCUCUCCCUGCCACAGGCAGGCCAGACCCUGGGUCUGCACCGAUGCUGGUGGAGGUGGUGGUGCAGGCAGGGGUCCUGGUCUGCGGCCGUGCCGAGGCAGUGCCGGCUGGCGUGUGGGUUGUCUGCUGUGUGGGUUGUCUGCCGUGCACUCCCAGGAGCCAGCCCUGGCCAUUCCCUGAGGAGCUAAGGAAUGGGGGGAGUGGAAAAAUAUAUAGCAGGUUGGGUUUUUUUCUUCUCUUUCAAAUAAUUUUGACAUUAAACUUUGCAUUAAAAUACAAGAUGACGCCACUUCCAUGUCUUUGAUACAUGGUCUUUGUGCGUGCCUUUGGUUUCCAGCUUCUGCAAGGCUCAGUGUUGCUCCCGUUGGUGUGCCUCAGCCCAGCGUUGUGUUUUAGCAAGUCUCUCUUUCUUUCUCUGUCCACAUGUUGUUCCUUCUUUUGUAAUCCUGGCAUUUCCUUCUCUCCUUUCAUUCUCCUUUCAUACCCUCCUUUCCUUUUUCACCCUCUCCGCUGCCUCAACUCCCUCAUCCCCUCCUUCCCAGAGCAGCAUUGGACCCAACAUGCCCACAGGAUCUCAGCCAGCAGCCAGUGGGGGGAGAAAAUAUGUGUAGGAGCUUUUCCUUCCAGCCAGGCAAAUCAGCUCUUUCCCAGAGCCACUGCUUUGCCUCACAAGCGGAUCAAGCCAUCAAGCCAUCCCCCUCACCUUCCCCAGGCUUCGCCCCAAGCCGGGCAUCUGCUUUCCUCCUCCCCCACCCCCCUGAGGGCUGCUGCUGCCCCAGGGCGGGCAGGGACUGCUCUGCCCAGCAGAAACCGCUCCAGCCCUUCAGCUCAGCUCCCUUUCUCCCAGAAGAGGCUGGCAGGCAGGUGAUGCCACUGGGGUGACAGCCUUCCUCCCACCGCCCUUGCUCUGAGGCUGCGGGGAGCCAUCCCCCCCAGCCCCAGCACCCACCUCCCACCCGGAGCUGCAGAGCCUGUCCUGGGGCUUGACGUUGCUGCACUGAAUCUGACUUGGAGCAUCUGUGUUGGCCGCAGAGGCUGCAGACCACAGGCUGCUGUGGAAGAGGCAGGAAAAAAAACCUCUCCCUUGCUUCAGUGGUGAAGGACGAGGGUGAUGAGGGGCUGGUGGAAAGGGACGGGAUUUUAAUCUCUUCAGCAAAAGCCAGCUCUGUGCCCUUGUGCGUUCAGGUUUGUAUCAGUCUUCCAAAUCACAUUUGAAAUUUUAAAUUGUGGCUAAAUGUCAAACCCUUUAUUUUUUAACGCACGCAUGCUGGUUUUCAAUCUAAUCUACUGCCUUUCCGUCAUGCUGACAGUGCCUUGUGUUGUACAGAGUCUCUGAUUUACUGCCUCCCCAUUUUUAUUUUCCUUUUAAAAACAAAUCCAUCUACUUCUUUAGUUACACUAGAAUUUUCUGAAGCGGAGUUUAAUUCUAAGGAGACUUAACGUGGGCUUCUGCACAUCGAAUGCCGCGUUUAGGGAAGCAAGGGGACUGCAGACCAGGUGAUGAUCCCAGCGUGCCUGUCCUAGUAAAUGAAGCAGUGGCAGGCAGUGUGCACCGGAGCGGCUAUCUAUCUGGUUAAUUAAUGAGAUCCCUGGCACAAUUUUGGCUCAGGCCAUUCAGGACUCUCCCAGACGAUUCCUAAGCACAGCUGGGGAGUUGGCCCAAGCCAAGGACAGCUUGGAUGCAGCCACCUUGUUUGGGAAGCUGAAAGACUUUAGUAAAUAGACAUGGCCAGGCCGUGGUUUCCAGUUUGCCUCCAGGCUGGGGAAUGCCUCCUGGCACCCUUUUGUUGUCUGCCAUAAACCCAGCUGCUCUUUCUGCUCCAGGCCAUCCCACCCGGACCAGGAGGUGAGGGGCUUUGCAGUCACCGGUAGCAGGGCGACACCAUGUCCUCAGCUCUGCAGUGCUCAAAAUCCAGAUGACCUCUUGCAGAUGUGUUGGAUUACCUGUGUCCAAGACGUUGGGCAAAACACUUUCCAUGGGGCCAAGCUACAUAGUGCUGUCCCAGAGCCAGGUAAUACACAACCGAAGAGAACCAUGACCUCUGAAAAUGGGUAGGAAAUGCCUUCCCUGUGACAGCCAUGCUUGCUGCAGACCUUCCUGCGUUAAGUACUAAGGUUGUUCAACGGUGCAGGGCCAUGAGGAGAUUCAUUAAAAUGUGAGGAGGUGCCAGGAUUUCCUAAGCCAAUAUCUAGCUUGUUGGAACGCUCACACUUGCUGCACUGCAGAAUGGCUCAACUCCCAUUCUUCAAAUAAUGGGGUGGCAAAAGCCCAGCUGAGUCCUGAUUUAUUAAUAAAGGAUAAAAACAUGGGCUCUAGCACUGCACAGGUUUUUCCUCCUGAUUAGUCUUAGAGUAACUAGCCUAGCAGCUUAUUAUCAUUUGGUCAAGAAACCAAUGCAUAGAGGUUAAAAAACAAAUUACAGGAUUUCUGUCAGAUGUUAAAAUUGCAAAGGGAUACACGUCUUCCAUCAUUUUUUGCCCCGAAGAAAAAAAUGGGGAUGUAUAUGUAAAUUAUAGAAAUGGAGCGGAGGUCUAUCCUGGUUCUUCUUUGCUUAAGAUGUAGAGUUUAGUAAACCCUUAGCUAGUCUCUUGCUCAGGAUUGCCAGGUAGUGUCGGGAACAAUUCAGGCUGGAGCAAAUACAUCUUCUGCAAGAAAAGAUUCCAAUAACUAUGGUAAUUUCUAACGAAAUCUUAUCUCAGAUACAGGAUAGAUAAAAGCCAUUUAUCAUUCUGGAGGCAGUUAUGUGAUAUUAUGGGAGAAAAUGAACAGCUCUUAUUUUACGCACUCUCUGUGCCUUUCUACUUAGCAUCUCUUAAAGCAGAGUUACAGCCUUCCCCUCCAAGGUCUUGCUUUGCUGCCUUUAUCCCUUCUCUUUUAUUGAUCUCUUUUACCUAAAGGAGAGACUUACAUGAAUUCAGUUCCCAUCUCCUAACGACUGGGCUGCCGGGUAGAUGCGCAGGGGCACGAGCCAGUGCUGGCUGACUCUGCCACAGCGGAUGGACCGGUGCCGAGGGAUGCUGCGUGGGGUAAGUCUGUGCCCACCCACCGACUGGAGAUGUGCUCAGGCGGUAUCUCCGGCCUGUUAGGGACCGUGCAGAGCGAGAAAGGGAGGGAUCCGGGACUGUGGGCAUCCGCAGGCUCAUGCUGCUUCAGCCAGAGCCGAAGAUCCACCAGCCAACCCCCCUGCGGAUUUACCGCUACGUGUUGGCUCUCAACCACACCGGCUGCAUUUGAUCCCAUCGGUGAAGGGUGUUCUUCAGGAGCGCCUCUCAACUGUGAAAGAUCAAAGCAAGCGUAAAGGGAACAUAUGUCUGGCCGUUCUUUGGCAGGUGCCAAGAAGACGUAUCACCCGGCAGCACACCUGAAGAAAUAGCACUCAUUCUCUCUGGUGAAUUAUUCAACAGCUGAGACCAUCUGGUUUAUUUAAAACCUUUGAUUUCAUGAGCUUCAUUAGCCGCUCCCUUGCCCUUGAAAGGCUCCUCAGGGUUAUUCAGUAGGAAAUCACUCUUGAUUUCUUUCUGCUUGUUAACACAUUGUGACAUUUAAUUGCAGUCAGUAGAGACCUGGUUUAGUGCCGGUGGAAGUUCAGAGCUGACCUACAUUCAGAGACGUAUUUAUACUUGCCUGCCUUCGCCGGCUUUCAGUGGCAGCAUCUGCAAAGCAAGCCCGGCUCUUGAGGGGAACCACCUGUGAUAAUGAAUGAAUCUCCUCCCUUAAAUAGAAGUCCCUGUUCAUGGUGUAGUUUGACCUGCCUGUUGUAAAGUGUUUCAGCUGGUUCAGAAGGAGACCUUUGCAGAGACAGCCUGUGUUGCGUCCCUUAUCCCGAUGGGCAGGACCUUACACAAGGAGAAAACAGGAGCCUGCUUUGUGCUGCCUGGAAACGACAACUCAAUUGUGAAUACGGGUGCAAGGCCCCUCCCGUUUUUGGUAGGUUACCACCAUACAUGUUUAUUUUUCAGCAGUUUUCUGAAAGAAAGUUCAGUGGUGUAUACAGUACAAAACUUUGCCAAGUAAUUACAAUGCCUCUGUGCCUCAGCUGGUAUGUCCCCCCUCUAUAUUUGAAAUUCCAUUUCUGAAUUAAACCCAAACAAUGUGAAUCCCACCCUUGGCAACUACGUGCAGAUAUCUAGAGUGGAGCCACUGCUCUGGGUGCCACCACCCUCACAGGGAGGUGAGGACGGCUGCCUGAUCGGUGUCAGACUGCCGUGCCCUGGCAGUACCUGCAUCCCUCCACUGACACCAGCCAGGAGCAGCCAUGACCCAGGGGCUGGGACUUUGCCAGGCCACCCCACAUUGACCACCCAAACUGACUUGCCAGGCAGGAGAGGCCCUGAAAUGCCUUCUAACUUCUUCUUGAUGAAGGGAAGGAAAAUUGCUCCAAGAAACAGGAGAAUUCAGCACCUGAAGAAAUAUUCCAUAACGUUAUUCCACUCUUCUAAUAUUGGAGGAAAAAUUACAAAAAGCACAUAAAACCAACUCGCCCCCCUGCCCCAAGUAUUCCCAAAGGGUCAGCACCAGGGCAGAGAAAGAGAGGAAAUCUCCAGGGAAUGGGCCUUACUUCUUUUUCCUGUCCAUGUCUGGCCUGACAACUGACUUCAUUCGGAGUCCGACUUCCCUCUUCAUCUCCUGAGCAAGGGAUGUGGGAAGGGAUUACGUUUUACAGAGCAUAUACAGAGGAGCUGAAGGAGCAAGGUUGUACACGGAUGAGGAAGCAAAAUAUACACAACUAGCCUGGGCGAGCAAAGUCACAGCCUGGUGCAAGCUGCGGUAGGAAGUUAAGUUGUUACAGCUCUUCUAGGACAGGGUGGUUUGGCAUUUCAUUUUAAAAUGUUGCUUUGCAAGAGUUCAAACUCCACUGGAAAAACAAAAAAAAGACUUAUUCCACAAUUGAAGAGUUUAUCAUUUGGGGAGUUUGAGCAAGACACCGGCUGCGGAGCAAUUACGCUGAGAGAACUGGAAAGAUUUGCAGCUCCCAGAACCACGUCCGGGUAACUGUCAAUGGUCUUGGAGCUCCAUAAAGUUCCUAUUACUGAAAUGACUCCCUAGAAGAUUUGUGGUGAUGUCUUCCUUUCCCAAAACAGAGGAGAAACAGGUUGAGUUAGCCUUGACAUCUUUCAGACUAACAAAAGAAACCCCCAAGGCCUAAUGAGAACCUCUUAGCCUGAAGGACAAACCCAAUGCAUCUGCAAUCACGUUUCAUUUUAGCAGUCUCCCAGUGGCAUGAAGCACAGAAGGUUAAAAGGAGACUCAGAAAGGCUCAGUGCUUUAGCAUUUAAUGUAUUCUAAAUAUUCUAUCAUACAACAAGAUAACAAACAGGUCUGAGGUCAAACAUCCAGUGCACCUGGUGAAUUUAGAGGUCCCCGCCCCGUUGAAAGUCACUGCGACUUGUUUCUAAAAGCUUUAAACUCUGCAAGGAGCUUCUGUAAACAUAACCGUGCCACAAGCAGUUUUCUCUGAGUGCUGUAAGAUGGCUGUGGUGUAUCUGUUUCUUUAUCGGCAAGCCUGAUGGAAAAGACAUAUUUUACUGCAAGAUAUGAGACUUAAAUUUUGAGCGUAUGCUACCUACGGUAGCAAGUGCUUAAGUAGUCUCCAGAGGAACAACCUCCCUGGCAACUAUUUUUUUUUCUGGUGUAUAGCUUCAACUGUUUAAGUCUUCCAAGCAAAACUCCCCUCCUUCCUCCACGCUCCGCGCGUUGCCCCUCGUGCAGGCUGCUUGUCGUAUGGAGUCUUCCCAGCAAACGGGAGCAGGAUUUUGUGAUGACCAGCUGGUAGGAAGAAGGAAAGUACAUUGUGUUAUUGGGCUGUCAGAGCUGCUUCAAGGCUCACUGUUUAAAACAGCCUUUAAAGACCACAGUGUUAAGCAGUGUAUUAAACAUCUGCCUGUUGCUAAAAAUUGGCUUUUUACAAGACAAUCUUGGACUUUUCCGGAUGUACAGUAAUUUCAGAUAUUUGUUCCUUGUAAUGAGGGCAAAGAUUGAGCAGCCCCAUCUUACUGGGGACAAUUAUAAACUCUGAGCAAGACAGAUGCCAAGACCAUCUGCUUCAAGAAAGACAGCCUUCUUACCAGCAAGUUGCAUGAGGAUAUGUGGGAUAUUCCCCCCCGUCACAUAUGAAAAAAGUCCAAGAAAAAGAUGGCACAAGGCCAAAGGAACUAUCAAGUUUCCCAGGCAGAACUCCAAGAAUGAUGGAGAUGGUUCACUUAUCUGUAAAACUUCCACUGUGAAAGUAAUUGGUAUUAAUAAAAGUGGCAACAUAUUGGCA
This is a messenger RNA of Grus americana (Whooping crane), 8998 nucleotides long. RefSeq names its product methyltransferase like 24 (gene METTL24). The record is from RefSeq and is a predicted model, not a curated record. Lineage: Eukaryota; Metazoa; Chordata; Aves; Gruiformes; Gruidae. Bases 669 to 1748 code for a protein of 359 amino acids. The transcript is spliced from 5 exons.